AUGGCACCUCAGGCAAAGCGAAGAAAAAUUGACAGUGAAACUGAAGAAAUCAAUUUUGAUCCCGCAGCCAGACAUGAAUUCUUGACGGGUUUUCACAAGCGCAAAGUGCAGAGAAUCAAAUUAGCACAAGAGCAUGCAGAGAAAAGAGCGCGGGAGGAGAGAAGGGAGGAACGAAGAAAGAUCCGCGAACAACGAGCAGCAGAAAUCGAACAAGCCCUCAAUGAAUCUCGAAAAAUGCUACAACAGAUCCGAGACGAUGCUGAAUCUCAAGAAAGUGACAACUCUGACUCCGAAGAAGAAGAAUGGCAAGGGUUCGUGGAACCUGCUCCGGUAGACUACGAAGAAGAAUACAUCGACGAAGACAAAUACACUACCGUUACGGUUGAAGAAAUGGGACUCUCGAAGGAUGCGCUUCACAAGAAAGAUACACCGUCUAGUGAUGUUGAAGAGAUAACACAUAAAGAAAAGAAGGAGGAAGUUCCACAAAAACCCAAGGCGACAAAGAAAUUUGGAUCAAAAUCAGGUGUCACCAAGAAAAAGAAGAAACAGUUUCGUUACGAGUCGAAAGAGGAACGCAAGGUUACAAGAAGAAAAGAGCGAAUCGGCAGUCGAAAGAAAGCGAGUUCUAGACGGGAGCGCUGA
Messenger RNA from Talaromyces stipitatus ATCC 10500, 642 nucleotides. Its product is annotated as protein required for cell viability Rrp17, putative. Gene Ontology annotation, cellular component: nucleolus. NCBI's taxonomy places the organism in Eukaryota, Fungi, Ascomycota, Eurotiomycetes, Eurotiales, Trichocomaceae. Bases 1 to 642 code for a protein of 213 amino acids. The transcript has 2 exons. Gene Ontology annotation, molecular function: RNA binding. The record is from RefSeq and is a predicted model, not a curated record.